UGUAGUUCCAGUAUGUAGCGGUAAUUACAUCUAGGCCAUUAAUGGCUUUUUCCUACUUCAUUGAACGCCCCUCAUAAACGUGAUGUGGUAUGUGAAUACAAACAUGCUGAGUGACAAUUUGGCAAGUUCCGUCGACUUCCAUUUGGAACCUCAUGUAACUAAAUGUAUGUUCAGAGUUAACUGAAGCAGCAUCACGAAAACCGAUACACCAAAUACUGGUGACACUCCGUUGGGAAUAGAAGCAUACGGUCAAACAAAGAGGAUCUCCAAAUACUGGUAAUCUUCAGUUGAGAGCAGAUGCAUACGGUCAAAGAGGGUCUCCAAAUACUGGUGACAUUCAGUUGACAACACACAAUCGGUCAAAGAGGGUCUGGCUUCCAGUGACAGAACAUUCUAUAUCCGAUACCCAAUAUGUCAACCUCUGUGACGGUUUUCAAAAAUACCGUUGGAACAUCCAGUGAUGCAGAUGAUGUACAGGAAACAUUGUCUAGUAUCCAGAGACUGAUGGCAUUGUCUGGAUUAUCGUGGGACUACAAGCACUCAAAGACAGAACAACGGUGCACCCCAUCCGCGGUAGCUAGCGGCAUAUAUUCAAGUUUGGUGUGCAUAGUUUUCAUUCUAAUGUUUGUCCAGGAAUUUCCUUUGUAUGCCAAAGCUGAUUCUCUUACCGACACAACUAUUGCAAUAUUGAGUCACACUGUAUUUGUGUUAUCACUGAUCUACUGGGGUCUCAGUACCAACAUCCACAGCAAGAUACGCAUAUUCUGCCAACGUCUUCGUGAAGCACGAUUGAAAUUUAAAAGUUCUGUUUCAAACAGUUUACUGAGGAAGAGGAUAAAGAGGACAUGUUUGUGUAUACAAGUCUUUGCAGCUUUGAGCUUUGUAGCGAGUGGACUUGCUGCAUUCAUGACAAAUGAACAAUCCCAAAAACUAUAUUGGUCUUUAUUUGUCUGCAGUGCGGUAUAUGGUGGCUGUAACACUCUGCUAAACCUCUCACUUUUGCUUCUGGUUUUGUCAAUCUCCCUUCUUCUCACAUAUGAAUAUGACGUUUGCACGCUGAGGCUGGUACAAGCAUCUGGAGGAUGCGUCAAAGAAGAGGAGAUUGAGGACAUUCGAGAUUACCACGCAUUGUUGACAGACCUAGUGGAUUAUGUGUGUUCCUUCAUAUCCAUACACGUGGCUGCUGCCUAUCUCAGUUCGUUCCUUAUUAUAUGUUUCUGCCUCUACGUUAUCAUCAAUGACGGGUCAUCGAUCCAGUUCAUAAGCUUUACAGCAUAUGCUGUUUUCGUUGCCACUCUCAAUCUCAUCACUCUCACCUAUCUUGGCAUCAGACUGCACGGAGCGGCUCACCGACCUCUCAUUAUCCUUCAUGGCUUGGCUGGGAGAAAGAUGUCAGACAGAGUGCUGGGACUGUUGCAUUUUUUGGAAGCUGGUAUGAGAAAGAGGAACACUUUUGAUAGACAGACAACAUUGUCUGUCCAUAAAAUGUGCUCUUUGUCAUACAUUUCCUAUUUUGGGUAA
Messenger RNA from Haliotis rubra (blacklip abalone), 1521 nucleotides. RefSeq lists its product as uncharacterized. The transcript is spliced from 3 exons. The coding region runs from base 412 to 1521 and encodes 369 amino acids. Gene Ontology annotation, biological process: sensory perception of taste. Gene Ontology annotation, cellular component: membrane. Lineage: Eukaryota; Metazoa; Mollusca; Gastropoda; Lepetellida; Haliotidae. The record is from RefSeq and is a predicted model, not a curated record.